This is a messenger RNA of Sinocyclocheilus anshuiensis, 2284 nucleotides long. Its product is annotated as zinc finger protein 319-like. Gene Ontology annotation, biological process: regulation of transcription by RNA polymerase II. Gene Ontology annotation, cellular component: nucleoplasm. The record is from RefSeq and is a predicted model, not a curated record. Gene Ontology annotation, molecular function: RNA polymerase II cis-regulatory region sequence-specific DNA binding; DNA-binding transcription repressor activity, RNA polymerase II-specific. Lineage: Eukaryota; Metazoa; Chordata; Actinopteri; Cypriniformes; Cyprinidae. The coding region runs from base 153 to 1925 and encodes 590 amino acids. The transcript has a single exon.
AAACCAUGAGCAAGUUUACCCAAAAGUCUUGAACCUCUCUACAAGACUGUUCGUUUCAUUUGUUACCUUUCCAAUGAACUGACCAUCACUUGUUCGAACAUUUUUGUGCAAUCAGAUCCCAAAGUGCUGAUCCCUGAAAGCUGAAUUUAUACAUGUACAGUGGAAGAAUGACAGAAGCAUGGCAACAGCAACAUGCAGUGGCCCCUCCUCCCGUUGGGCACCCCCUUCUACAAGGGGCAGAGAAUGCCUUGGGCAGUGCUGCAUAUGGCAUUGUCCUACAGGCAGACCCUGCUUUACAGCAGUCACAGCACAGCCAGCAUGGACAGCAGCACCCGUUGCCAGCUCAGCAGCCUCAGCUGCAGGUGGGAGGUGAAGGUGGCCACAAAUGCGGUGCGUGUGGCCAUGAUAUUUCGCACUUGGCCAAUCCCCAUGAGCACCAGUGCAUGGUUAACCAGGACCGUUCUUUCCAGUGCACUCAGUGCAUGAAGAUCUUCAACCAAGCAACGGAUCUUCUAGAGCAUCAGUGUGUCCAGGUUGAGCAGAAGCCAUUUGUGUGUGGUGUGUGCAAAAUGGGAUUCUCCCUUCUCACGUCUUUGGCACAACAUCAUAAUGAGCACACCAAUGGAAACAGUCCAAUGAAGUGCUCUAUUUGUGAAAAAACAUACCGCCCAGACUCCUCCUCUUCUAACCCUCAGCAACCCUCUACUGCUGAGACAUCCAGUGAUGGGGCAGCCAUGGGUUCCUCUUCCUCUACAGCUUUCCAGGGCUCUGACCGUCCAUAUAAGUGCUCCGUGUGCAAUAAGGCAUUUCGUCACCUUUCGGAACUCUCACGGCAUGAAAGAGUGCACACGGGCGAGAAGCCCUACAAGUGCGACACUUGUGAGAAGACCUUUAGUCAAGCUUCUCAUCUGGCGCACCACCAGCGCACUCACAGUGCAGAUCGCCCGUAUAAAUGUGCCGUUUGCGAGAAGACCUUCAAGCACAGGCAGCACCUGGUACGGCACAUGUACGCUCACUCUGGCGAGCACCUUUUCAAGUGCAACCUGUGUGAGCUUCAUUUCAAGGAGUCGUCCGAACUGCUACACCACCAGUGCCAGCCAGCUGGAGAGCGUCCCUUCCGCUGCGCAGCAUGUGGGAAAAGCUUCAAACGGCCCUCGGACCUGAGGCAGCAUGAGCGCACCCACUCUGAAGAGCGGCCUUUCCAAUGUGAGGAGUGUCAGAUGAGCUUCAAGCAGCAGUACGCACUUGUUCGCCACCGCCGUACACACAAAAACCCAGCAGAUCGCCCUUUCAAGUGCAAUCAGUGUGACAAAGGUUUCCUGCAACCUUCCCACCUGCUGUACCACCAGCAUGUCCAUGGCAUCGAGAGUCUGUUCAAAUGUGCCGCUUGCCAAAAGGGCUUCAGACAAUCCGGGGAACUACUAAGGCACAAGUGUACAGAAUCGAACUCUGGAUCGAACGCUGUGGAGAAGCCGUACAAGUGCGACGUGUGUGGGAAGGGCUACAAAAAGUCGUCAACAUUACAGAGGCACCAGAACUCCCAUUGCACCGAAAAACCACUGAAGUGCUCGCUCUGCGGCCGCCGCUUCCAGUCCUCGUCUGAUUUUGUGCAGCACCGUUGCGACCCUGCUCGGGAGAAGCCGAUGAAAUGCGCAGACUGCGAGAGGCGCUUUAAGUAUUCAUCCGAGUUGCAGAGACAUCGAAGAGUCCAUACAGGAGAGAAACCCUUCAAGUGUCCCACCUGUGACAAGGGAUUCAAACAGCGCGAACACUUGGCUAAACAUGGCAUUGUCCACUCCCGUGAAGCCCAGUUCAAGUGUGUCUGGUGUGGAGAGUGUUUUGGAGAGCUUGGGGCCCUUCAAGAACAUACAGUUCAACACACUGCAGAAGGAGGGGGCUAUCCUGCGUCCUCAUGCAUAGAGUAGUUACUGUCUGCUCUUGCUCCUUACCGAGUGAAAAUACACUCUGCUCGCAUUAGCAACACUGCAAUUUACUUGCAUAUAUUUAGUGAAAUUGUAAAUUUUAUAUAUCCCACAAGCAUUGCAGUACUUGUUGGACUGGUAAGGAACUACAUAAAGUGUCAGCUUGUAAAAGUCUUGAUGUACCUCUGGGUAGAUAUUGGCAACAUUGCGUUUACUCCACAGACAGAAACUUGCCUCAGUUCUGUACCAGCCACACAGACGAACAUAACCACACGCAUAAAUGGUUGCUACUCAAAAAUAAGCUUGUAAAAAUGAACAAUUUUGUCUCAUGUGCAACUCCUUCUGCUUAAGACUGGUGUUUC